UAAAAUCUAAGCAUGCCCAGGAGUAAGAAGCGUGGAGCCGCAGCUGCCAGUCAGACAGCAGUCGCAGCUGAGGAUACUCCUGCCAAUGUUGAGGAAUCACCAGCUGGGAGGAGAAAGCGAGGAUCAGCCUCUCAGAGCCCUGCUCCCAAAAAACCAGCCCCUAAAGCCUUACCCAGCCCAGCUCCCAGAUCAAGGAGCCGAGGUAAAGGAAGAGGAAAAUCACAAGGAAAGGGUGAUAGUGCAGAAGAAACUGGAAGAGUAACCAGAGCGGUGGUACAUGAAGCUGAAGAAUCUCCAAAGCGAGGUCGUUCCACUUCCAGGAGGGGGAAACCAGCCAGUGAACCGGCCCCUGAACCAGUUACUUCAGCCAGAAGUAGGUCCAGACAGAAGGCAACUCCAUCUAAAAAGACACCAACAGCCAAAAAGACUCCGACAAGAGGUAGUCGCAGUAGAAGUGCUCGUGGUAAGAAAAAAGCUGAAGAGGAUGUUGAUAUGGAAGAAGAGGAGGAAGAAGAAGAUGAAGUUCAGCCAGUUAAGUCUACUCCUAAACAAAGAGGAAGAGCUAGAAAGGCUACUCCUAAGAAGUCUCCAGCACCAAAAAAGUCCCCAGCACGGAAAAAGACUCCAGCAAAGAGUGCAUCAAGAUCAAGAAGCAGAGGGAAGAAGCAGAGUGCUGAAGAACCACAAAGUCCUCUCCCAGAUGCCCAAAUUGUCCUCACUAAAAUUGACUCACCUCAGAAAGCUUCAUCUCCUACCAAGUCUCCAUCUCCUAAGGCAGCAAAGAAAACACCUUCACCCAGUCCUAAGAAAGCAGCAAGAUCAACAGCAAAGAGAACUCCUCCAUCAGCCAGCAGAGGCAACCGUUCACAGAAAGGAGCUCAGGUUCAAGAGGAGGCAAAACUUGAGGAGGAAAAAACUGAAAAGGAGGAGGAACAAGCAAGUGAAGAUUUAGAAAAAGAGAAGGAAGAAGCUGUGGAUACUACAGAAUCAGUAGAACAGAAAGAGGAGACAAAGGAGACUGAAGAAGAGAAAGCAGCUACUGAAGAGGAAAUGGCAGCUGAAGAGGAAAAAGAACCUGAUAAUGAAGAAAACAAAGAAGAAAAAGUAGGGGAAGAAGAAGCAGCUGAAGAAAAAGAAGAAAAGAUGGAGGCACCUGCAGAGGAGAAGCCGGUAGAACCCAUGGAACCAGAAGCUGAGGAGAAGCCCGUCCAAGAAAGUGCAAUAGAAGCAAUAUCUGAUGAUGAAGUAGCAGAAGAUGAAAAGAUGACUGAAAAUGCACAGCAGAAUUUAGCUGAGGAAAAUGGAGAGGAUGCAGAGGUGCCCAGUCAGAAGAGGAAGUUAGAAGAAGUUGAGGAUGGAGUAGAAGAGGAGGAAGAUUUUUCUGCCAAGAAACCUAAACUGGUUGAGGAAUCUGUUCCUCAGACAAAUGGAAAUGAGGAAAAUAGCAUGGAAUUUGAAACAAGUGAAGAAGUGAAAGAAAACGUGGUGGAACCUGAAACAAGUAUUGAAAAAGACUAUGUAAUGGUCAACGUAAAUGAAGUUCCUGCUGCUGAUAGCAAUGAGAUUUUAGAUAGCAUUCCCAAGCCACAGAAUGAAGAACCAGAAAAAGAGGUGGAGCAGGUAGUGGAGGAAGUAGAAGCAGUUCCUGUGGUAGAUAAUCAGGUAGAAGAAAGUGGAAAUGUUGUAAUGGAAGAAGAGGCAGCGGAAAUCCAGGAGGAAGUUGUGGAGGAGCCCAUACAGAAAGAGGAAUUUCAACCUCUGGGAAAUGAGGAAGUUAUUCAGGAAGCUAGUAACACUCCUGUUCCCCAACAGGAAGUAGUUCAACAGGAAGUAGUUCAAGAGGCAAUUAUGGUACAGCCAAACCAGACAGAAGAAAUUCAUCAAUUAGUGCAAUCAGUGAAUAGUGAAAUCAAUGAACAAUUACCAGUAUCAAAUCCAGACAAGCAAAACUGGGUUUUCAACAGGAGGUUCAUCAAAAAUCCAGCCUUCCGAGAUGAUGUAGCAGACCCUGCAAAACAAUUUAGUGUGGUUAGUUACAACAUUCUUGCCCAGUGCCAUCUAGAGAGAAAUGACUACAGUUUUACAGAACCACAGUUUUUGGCAGCUGACCACCGUUACCAGAAAGUGGUGGAGGAGCUGAGGUAUCUGGACGGGGAUAUCGUCUGUCUUCAAGAGGUGGAACCAGGGUUUUACAAUAACAAACUGAUGGCAGCUAUGAAAGAAAUGGGAUACCAGGGACUGAUGAGAAAGCGUACUGAUGAUUACAGUGAUGAAGGAGAGGCCCUCUUCUACAAAUCUAGUCGAUUUACCAUCAUAGAAAGCUAUACAUACUCUAUGGCUGAACUGGCAAAUAAGGAAAUUGAUGAUGGAGUAGACCCCACACAACAGGAGACCAUCAAGGCUUACCUGGACCGUCCUGAUGUAAUGGUCCUGGCUAAGCUUCAGUGUAAUAAAACAGGACAGGUCCUCACUGUAGGAAAUAUCCAUGUUCACUGGGGCAAAAUGAAGGUCCCAGAUGUACAGUGUAUACAGAUUGCAUGUGCCAUUAAGGAGGUGGUUAGUAAGGCAGGGAGUGACAUGAACCCCCAUAUUAUAUGUGGGGACUUUAACUCGGAGGUGACUAGCCCAGGUUACCAGCUUUGUACGGAGGGAUACCUGUCCGAUGCCUGCAUUCAACAACUCCAGUCACUGGAGAAUUUAAUAUUCCCAGAUGGAUCAAAAUCAUCAUUAAUCAACACUCUGUGGAGGGCAUUUCAGCAUACAUCCAGCAGUAUGAAAAGUGCAUAUAAAACUGCUCAGGGGAGAGAACCAAGUCUGACAUCCUUCAAUAAAGGGAUGAGGGCAGCUGUGGACUAUGCUUUCUUCAGCUCUAACUGUCUGGACAAUGUGGGGGUCCUGGAGGUCGCUCCAGAAGAGGCCAUCACAGAGACAGGGGGAAUCCCUGACGAAAUAUUCCCAUCAGACCAUGUAUCAAUCAAGGCGGCUUUCUCAUUCAGAUAAACAACAUCGUUCAUGAUCAUUUGUGAAGAGAGCCUCAACUAUAGAUCUAUUUCAUCAUUAAUCAUUGGUCAUAUCAUCUGACUAUCAUUUGAAUCAUAGUUUACCUCUAGAGCUGAUGGACGAGCAACUUAGUGCAGCUAUUAUUGAACAUGGUCAGCCAGCCACCAACUACAUGGUCAGCCAGCCACCAACUACAUGGUUAAACAAGUCAACAUUUAAUAUUUUUUGUGGAACCUGAAGAAUACAUUUUGACUAUAAAAAGUUGCCUUUUUCUCCAAAAUGGAUUAUUUUUUUUUUCUCUUUGAACUUUGUCCACCUAAUAUUUAUCAUCUCAAGAAAAUCCAGAUUUGUACAGAAUAUGCUUUAUGAAUGAGGACUCUUAGUUAUUUGUUGUUUUUAUGAUAGAGUUAAUGAAUUAUUUUAUGAACAUUUAUGAAUUCAAUUGAGUAUUUGGGUAUUUUAAUGUGUUUGUUGUUUUAUUCCUCUUUAAUGAAUGUGGAGUUUGGAUUCAGUGUUAGUUGAUGUUGAGAGGUGCCGCUAAGUUUCAAUACUUGAUGUAUACAUUUUUUCAUAAGCUUAAUAUAUUAUUGUGGAAGUUAUCACCCUUUAAAUAUAGGUCUAUGAAAAUUUAAAAUUUUUACGACUGAAAUUGAAAGUCAUUAUUUUCUUAUUAAUUAAAUUAUUAAUGAAUUCUGACCUCAAAGAGGAUGUUAACUUUUUAACAAACGAGGUGCUCUUUUUUCUCAAGAUAUUUAUUAUGCCAAAAAUUAUUAAGGUUUAAUAAUUUUAUUUCAUAGUACUUUUGUAAUCUGAAUAGAUGGCAUAUACUUGGACAAUAGAAUAGCAUUUUUAGAAGGCUCUGAAUAUAAAUUUGGUGUAAAAUAUUUGGCUUUUCUGACAAUAUUUCAAAAUUAACACGGGAAGAAUAAAGUGUUUUUGAUGUGGAACAACUUCAGUGUCAUUAUCAAUAUAUAUCAUUCAGUUCAUUGUAAAUUGUUCAUUCCUUUGAAGAUAAAAACAUGUUUAGUACACAUUAAUAUUUUGGAAGAAAACAACAUUUGUGUUUCUAAUUUCAUUUUCAAAGUUGUAGUUUCUUUUUUUGUACAAAUUUAGAAAUGACUCAUAUAUGAAUAUUAUGUAUAUUGGCAGUUUUCCAUGUUUAUAGCAAAUGCUGUGUUUGUGAUUGCAUUAUGUACUAAGACUGUCUGAGUUAACAUAUAGCCAUGUUUAUACAGGAAUUACUUAAACACCCAUAGGAAAGCAUUCAAACUGAUCUCGGUGAUUCUCACUGCAAUAAAUUAUUUAAAAACACACAAUCAGCUGUCUUGUACAUAUUUACAUGCAAUUAUAGGGCAAUUAAAUUGCAAGGUUGGAUUUUUGAAAUAAACAUGGUAAACUUUU
Messenger RNA from Saccostrea echinata, 4401 nucleotides. RefSeq names its product neurofilament heavy polypeptide-like. Gene Ontology annotation, cellular component: cytoplasm; CCR4-NOT complex; nucleus. Gene Ontology annotation, biological process: nuclear-transcribed mRNA poly(A) tail shortening. The coding region runs from base 13 to 3000 and encodes 995 amino acids. The transcript has 9 exons. NCBI's taxonomy places the organism in Eukaryota, Metazoa, Mollusca, Bivalvia, Ostreida, Ostreidae. Gene Ontology annotation, molecular function: poly(A)-specific ribonuclease activity. The record is from RefSeq and is a predicted model, not a curated record.